Cercocebus atys (sooty mangabey) is the source of this 5116-nucleotide messenger RNA. RefSeq names its product Abelson helper integration site 1 (gene AHI1). Gene Ontology annotation, molecular function: protein binding. The transcript has 31 exons. The record is from RefSeq and is a predicted model, not a curated record. Gene Ontology annotation, biological process: motile cilium assembly. Bases 313 to 4062 code for a protein of 1249 amino acids. Gene Ontology annotation, cellular component: ciliary basal body. NCBI's taxonomy places the organism in Eukaryota, Metazoa, Chordata, Mammalia, Primates, Cercopithecidae.
ACGUCAGCAGGCCGCGAGUUGUCCGCACUGCGACACGGAGCCGUGGCUUGCUCUCCGAACCCGGGUCGCUGGCGGGUAAGGUGGCUUCGUGGCCGCCUCACUUAGCGCCCGCGCCGCUGGGCGCGGGGGAGUCGAUUUGCACUGUUCCGGGUGUCGGCUUGGGCGGGACGGACGGUUCUGCCUACUCCUCCUCUCCAGUGUCAUCCUGGGGCUGAAUCUUCAACCUGUCAAAGCCUACUUAAUUACGUCUGAGAAAAGGAUCCUGAUUGAGUCAAUGCUUUACAUUGUCAGUCCUCUGCAUAAAGCUGAGAGAUGCCUACUGCUGAGAGUGAAGCAAAAGUAAAAACCAAAGUUCGCUUUGAAGAACUGCUUAAGACUCACAGUGACCUAACGCGUGAGAAGAAAAAACUGAAGAAAAAACUUGUCAAGUGUGGAGAAAACAUCUCAGUUUUAAGGCUGAGAAAGAAGUCCAAGGUCAAGGGUUCACAUUUGAUGAGAACCUUUUUGCUGCCUGACACUAUUAGAAGCAAUCCUCACUAUAUUAAAGAAACUACAAGUGAUGAUCCUGACACUGUUAGAAGCAAUCUUCCCCAUAUUAAAGAAACUACAAGUGAUGAUGUAAGUGCUACUAACACUAACAACCUGAAGAAGACCAUGAGAGUCGCUAAAAACAAAUUGAGGAACACACAGUCAGCAACUGAAAAUCCUAAUGAUGAUGUUAGUGUAGAGGAAGACAAACAAGGAAAGCCAAAUAAAAAGUUGGUAAAGACGGUGCUCCAGUUGACUACACAAGACAUGAAACUGGAAACUCCUGAGAAGGAAGUUGAUUCUACACACCAGAAAGCGCGUACAAAGCCACAGCCAGGCAUUGAUCAUCAGAAAAGUGAGAAGGCAAAUGAGGGAAGAGAAGAGAAUGAUUUAGAAGAGGACGAAGAACUGAUGCAAGCAUAUCAGCGCCAUGUAACUGAAGAAAUGGCAAAGGAGAUUAAGAAGAAAAUAAGAAAAAAACUGAAAGAACAGUUGACUUACUUUCCCUCAGAUACUUUAUUCCAUGAUGACAAAUCAAUCAGUGAAAAAAGGAAAAAGAAAAAGAAAGUUCCAGUCUUCUCUAAAGCUGAAACAAGUACAUUGACCAUCUCUGGUGACACAGUUGAAGGUGAACAAAAGAAGGAAUCUUCAGUUAGACCAGUUUCUUCAGAUUCUCAUCAAGAUGGUGAAAUAAGCUCAGUGGAACAAAACACAGAAGGCAGCAUGCAAGAUGACACAAAACCUAAACCAAAAAAACCAAAAAAGAAGGCUAAAGCAGUUACAGUUGAUAACGAAGAUGUUGAUGGUGAUGGUGUUCAUGAAAUAACAAGCCGAGAUAGCCCAGUCUAUCCCAAAUGUUUGCUUGAUGAUGACCUUGUCCUGGGAGUUUAUAUUCACCGAACUGAUAGACUUAAGUCAGAUUUUAUGAUUUCUCACCCAAUGGUAAAAAUUCAUGUGGUUGAUGAGCAUACUGGUCAACAUGUCAAGAAAGAUGAUAGUGAACGGCCUGUUUCAUCUUACUAUGAAAAGGAGAAUGUGGAUUAUAUUCUUCCUAUUAUGACCCAGCCAUUUGAUUUUAAACAGUUAAAAUCAAGACUUCCAGAGUGGGAAGAACAAAUUAUAUUUAAUGAAAAUUUUGCCUAUUUGCUUCGAGACUCUGAUGAGAGUCCUAAAGUCAUCCUGUUCUUUGAGAUUCUUGAUUUCUUAAGCAUGGAUGAAAUUAAGAAUAAUUCUGAGGUUCAAAACCAAGAAUGUGGCUUUCGGAAAAUUGCCUGGGCAUUUCUUAAGCUUCUGGGAGCCAAUGGAAAUGCAAACAUCAACUCAAAACUUCGUUUGCAGCUGUAUUACCCACCUGCUAAGCCUCGAUCCCAAUUAAAUGUUGUUGAGGUGUUUGAAUGGUGGUCAAAAUGUCCAAGAAAUCGUUACCCAUCAACACUGUAUGUAACUGUAAGAGGACUGAAAGUUCCAGACUGUAUAAAGCCAUCUUACCGCUCUAUGAUGGCUCUUCAGGAGGAAAAAGGUAAACCAGUGCAUUGUGAACAUCACCAUGAGUCAAGCUCAAUAGACGCAGAACCUGGAUUAGAAGAGUCAAAGGAAGUAAUAAAGUGGAAACGACUCCCUGGGCAGGCUUGCCGUAUCCCAAACAAACACCUCUUCUCACUAAAUGCAGGAGAGCGAGGAUGUUUUUGUCUUGAUUUCUCCCACAAUGGAAGGAUAUUAGCAGCAGCUUGUGCCAGCCGGGAUGGAUAUCCAAUUAUUUUAUAUGAAAUUCCUUCUGGACGUUUCAUGAGAGAAUUGUGUGGCCACCUCAAUAUCAUUUAUGAUCUUUCCUGGUCAAAAGAUGAUCGCUACAUCCUUACUUCAUCAUCUGAUGGCACUGCCAGGAUAUGGAAAAAUGAAAUAAACAAUACAAAUACUUUCAAAGUUUUACCUCAUCCUUCUUUUGUUUACACGGCUAAAUUCCAUCCAGCUGUAAGAGAGCUGGUAGUUACAGGAUGCUAUGAUUCCAUGAUACGGAUAUGGAAAGUUGAGAUGAGAGAGGAUUCUGCCAUGUUGGUCCGACAGUUUGACGUUCACAAAAGUUUUAUCAACUCACUUUGUUUUGAUACUGAAGGUCAUCAUAUGUAUUCAGGAGACUGUACAGGGGUGAUUGUUGUUUGGAAUACCUAUGUCAAGGUUAAUGAUUUGGAACAUUCAGUGCGCCACUGGACUAUAAAUAAGGAAAUUAAAGAAACUGAGUUUAAGGGGAUUCCAAUAAGUUAUAUGGAGGUUCAUCCCAAUGGAAAACGUUUGUUAAUUCAUACCAAAGACAGUACUUUGAGAAUUAUGGAUCUCCGGAUAUUAGUAGCAAGGAAAUUUGUAGGAGCAGCAAAUUAUCGGGAGAAGAUUCAUAGUACUUUGACUCCAUGUGGGACUUUUCUGUUUGCUGGAAGUGAGGAUGGUAUAGUGUAUGUUUGGAACCCAGAAACAGGAGAACAAGUAGCCAUGUAUUCUGACUUGCCGUUCAAGUCACCUGUUCGAGACAUUUCUUAUCAUCCAUUUGAAAAUAUGGUUGCAUUCUGUGCAUUUGGGCAAAAUGAGCCAAUUCUUCUGUAUAUUUAUGAUUUCCACGUUGCCCAGCAGGAGGCUGAAAUGUUCAAACGCUACAAUGGAACAUUUCCAUUACCUGGAAUACACCAAAGUCAAGAUGCCCUGUGUACAUGUCCAAAACUACCCCAUCAAGGCUCUUUUCAGAUUGAUGAAUUUGUCCACACUGAAAAUUCUUCAACAAAGAUGCAUCUAGUAAAACAGAGACUUGAAACUGUCACAGAGGUGAUACGAUCCUGUGCUGCAAAAGUCAACAAAGAUCUCUCAUUUACUUCACCACCAGCAGUCUCCUCACAACAGUCUAAGUUAAAGCAGUCAAACAUGCUGACCGCUCAAGAGAUUCUGCAUCAGUUUGGUUUCACUCAGACCGAAGGUCCAUUCACUUGUCUCCAACGUAUUGUCCCAACACCACGUAUUGGAAACUAUCUCUUCUUCUUCAUAUACCGGAUUAUCAGCAUAGGAAGAAAGCCUUGUAACCAUCAGGUAGAUACAGCACCAACGGUAGUGGCUCUUUAUGACUACACAGCGAAUCGAUCAGAUGAACUAACCAUCCAUCGCGGAGACAUUAUCCGAGUGUUUUUCAAAGAUAAUGAAGACUGGUGGUAUGGCAGCAUAGGAAAGGGACAGGAAGGUUAUUUUCCAGCUAAUCAUGUGGCUAGUGAAACACUGUAUCAAGAACUGCCUCCUGAGAUAAAGGAGCGAUCCCCGCCUUUAAGCCCUGAGGAAAAAACUAAAAUAGAAAAGUCUCCAGCUCCUCAAAAGCAAUCAAUCAAUAAGAACAAGUCCCAGGACUUCAGACUAGGCUCAGAAUCUAUGACACAUUCUGAAAUGAGCAAAGAACAGAGCCAUGAGGACCAAGGACACAUAAUGGAAACACAGGUGAGGAAGAACGAGCAAGCAGGCCAAAAAGUCACUCUAAGAGAGCCUGAUGUCUUGCCACAGAAGUAAACCUUCAGGAAAGAUCUAUUGGAUUGAAUGUCUUGUGGGUAAAGAAUUGAAGAAAAGUGAAGAGAUGCCCAAAUGCACAGAGGUGAAAAUGACAGAUUAAACCAAAUGGAAUUUCUCUUCAGAGUUCAGAAUUUUCACAUACUAAGGAGGAAGAAAGGAUCCACUACUUCUUGUUCUUAUGAAUGACUCUAGAAAAAUCAGAAUCAAGUUGUGGGCAGAAAAAUCAAUGUGACCUUUGAGCUCAAUUGUUAUAAACCAUUGCGAUUGUUGUUGGUCCAAGUAUUGGUACUUAUAUUGGUAGUAAUUGCAUCAUAGUUACAUUACCGGUGUUGGAAAACUCAUGAAGAAAACACUGUAAUUGCUACUCAGCAAAUGUGAAUAAAAGGUGUUUGCAUUAUUAGGAUGUCUGUUAAGUAAUCAUUUAAUAUUAUUAUAUCGGUAAUGUGGUUAUAUAUGUGGUGUUAUGCCCAGAAUAUGAAGUGUCUGCUUUUGAAAUUCACUUUAUUCAAAAGAGAAGCAGCUGGCUGGGCAUGGUGCCUCACACCUGUAAUCCCAGCACUUUAGGAGGCCAAGGGGGGUGGAUCACCUAAGGUCGGGAGUUCAAGACCAGCCUGACCGACAUGGUGAAACCCCGUCUCUACUAAAAAUACAAAAAUUAGCGGGGCGUCGUGGCAGGCGCCUGUAAUCCCAACUACUGAGGCAGGAGAAUCACCCAGGAGGCAGAGGUUGCAGUGAGCCGAGAUCAUGCCAUUGCACUCCAGCCUGGGCAACAGAGCAAACGUCUGUCUCCAAAAAACAAAAAAGAUAACCAGCUUUAGAAUAUGGCAUAUUCAAAAUGGUUACAGUAACAAAGACAUUAAAAGAAAACAAUUUACUUUCGAAUUAAAAGUUUGUGUUUCUUAAGAAUGAAUCAUGUAGGUAACUUCAUACACUUAAACUAAAAGUGAUUUUCGGCUGGACUGACAACAGUGUUCCAAAUGUCUUUACUUUUUAAAAAAGACAUUUCGCCGGGCGCGGUGGCUCAAGCCUGUAAUCCCAGCACUUUGGGAGGCCG